Messenger RNA from Phytophthora nicotianae INRA-310, 754 nucleotides. RefSeq lists its product as hypothetical. Lineage: Eukaryota; Oomycota; Peronosporomycetes; Peronosporales; Peronosporaceae. The record is from RefSeq and is a predicted model, not a curated record. The coding region runs from base 157 to 477 and encodes 106 amino acids. The transcript has a single exon.
UGGCCAAGAGGCUAAUAAUACCAGGCGGAGCGACAAGUAGCCACGCACAUCCCGCACGAGAAGAGCAAGCCAGCCCUUCCACCCGACGUCGUAAGCUCACUUUUCAUUUUCCUGUCAAGUUCACCAGCCACCACUCACGCACACACCACUGCCACAAUGGUCUACACGAUCGUCGUCCACCUAUACGCCAAGGAAGGCAAGGAGGUCGAGGAGAAGCUACGCAACAAGCUGAUCGAAGCCUCGCAGGUGUACUCCAAGGACAUCGAGACCAUCGGCUGGCACGUGAUGCAGGACCACCAAGACCCGCGCAAGUGGUGCAUCGUCGAGCGCUACGAGCACGAGAGCAGUCAGAAGUACCACCUGGAAAACCCGUACUGGAAGACGUUCGACCCGUACGUCAUCCCCCUGCUGGACAAGCCGAUGGAUCUGCGCCGCUUCAACGAGCUGGACACGAGCAAGCCCGUGCACGUCGAGUAAGCGCGCGAGCGAACGAGUGAGCGAGUGACUGUCUGAGUACAAGUUGGUCUUUUCAAGGCGUUCCAUGUGAGGGUAGAUGGAGCUGUGGUGCCGUCAUUGCGUAGUGGAACUCUCUUAAAACACUUGCGAUAUGAGGAGCGCUUCUGAUCAGCCGAUGUGUUGAGGUUCCCGUCGCUAGAGUCUGAGGGGAUUUGGUGAAGGCAUUUGUAGUGAAGUCAUCGCGUGCUUCUAAGUUUACAACUCCAUAUAUAAAAAACUUUAUUGUAUGCGUGUGUUU